Molecule: messenger RNA, 1614 nt
Organism: Mollisia scopiformis
Lineage: Eukaryota; Fungi; Ascomycota; Leotiomycetes; Helotiales; Mollisiaceae
Product: putative mitochondrion biogenesis protein
Exons: 2
Coding region: 1-1614 (537 amino acids)
Biological process (GO): mitochondrion inheritance
Cellular component (GO): mitochondrial inner membrane
Source: RefSeq, a predicted model, not a curated record
AUGCCCCAUCGGCCUACAAAAGAAGAGCUUUUGGCAGCUGCAACAGGGUUUUGGUCACGGUUGAAAGUCCGCUUCAAAUGGUUUUCCAUAAGAAGCGUGCGGCCAUGGAAUAUAGAUGAUUGGAGCGCAUUUGUGUCAUGGUUUGUGCUUGGAAAUAUUGUCUGGAUCUUGGUCGGAACUACAACAUUCUUUUCUCUUGUCAUUUUCUCCAUAAACACGGUUGUUGCUCAAGAAACACUUGCACGAUGGAUUGGUGAUUAUCUAACUCAUUCAGCUGGAGUGAAGGUUGUCUUCGAGUCUGCAAUCGUGCCGAAAUGGAAAGAUGGAGUGAUCACAUUUCACAACGUAUUCGUUUCUAGACGCCCUGGCCAAGGCAAGACCAAAGUCAGCAAAGGAUCAUCCAUGACAGCCGCAGCAGCAGCUGCUGCGGAGAGACAAGCUGAGCUGGAAGGGAGAAAAGAAACAGAGGAAGUGGUGGUCGAAGAAGAAGAGGACACGAACUAUACGCAAUUCGAUCUUACGAUUGGCACGGUGAACGUCACACUUUCGUUUGUCAAGUGGUGGAACGGAAAAGGCCUUCUGAGAGAUGUGGAAGUGAAAGGGGUGCGAGGGGUUGUGGAUCGAACAUCUGUACACUGGGGAGGAGACUACGUUGAUCCGAGGACAUACUUACACAAGCACCAUGCUGGAGAUUUUGAGAUUGAUUCGUUCAAGAUGGAAGACUUGUUGAUUACAAUCCACCAGCCGAAAGGGUUUCGGCCAUUCUCAGUGAGCAUUUUCAAUUGCGAGCUACCUCAGUUGCGAAAACAGUGGUUAUUCUACGACUUCCUAUCCGCAAACAACAUGUCAGGAGCAUUUGAUGGAUCUUUGUUUACUAUUCAUCCUCGACAAAUGCACGGACUUGCGGGGGCUCGUCAUGACGAAGAAGCAGACGAGGCAAGUCCGUGGAAGAAACAGAGCAGACUUCGCAUAGAUGGGUUGAAAAUUGAUCACUUGAAUCGUGGAGUUGAAGGGCCGUUUGGAUGGAUCCAAGAAGGCAAUGUGGAUAUCGUGGCAGAUGUCAUGUUCCCAGCAGAUACAGAUGACAGCAUUGCAAAGGUCAUGUCUGACUUCUAUGACCGCAUGGAAGCGACUGUCACAUCGAAUCGGUAUCUUCAUAUCUUGGAGAAUAGUCCGCGGACAGCUGACCUAAACACACCUGAGAAUCGAGCAUCGUUUGCUGAAAAAGUCAAGAAGGACGACGACAAAAGGUUCCUUGUCAUGGAUCUCAGAGUCCAUCUCAACGAUGUCAAGGCUGCUGUACCACUCUUCACCCGCGAUCUUUCUUACAUCAAUUCAGCUUUGAUUAGACCCAUUGUGGCCUACAUCAAUUCUCAGAAGACCUUCAUUCCCAUCAAUUGCAGAAUUGUCAAACGAGCCAGCGAGUUCGACGGUAGUUGGACCAUCUUUGAUAGUGGAUUGAUGGAAGAUUUAUCCGCCGAGACCUACGAGGCGUUUGCUAAAGAUGUGGUCGAUAGUCAGGCGCGAAUGAGGAGGUUGAAGAAAGUAGGAUUCUGGUCAAUAUCCUUGGCCAUUCAGGCUCUAUUUAUGGGCAUGGCUGGUAACGUGGCGUAA